Molecule: messenger RNA, 3442 nt
Organism: Exophiala xenobiotica
Lineage: Eukaryota; Fungi; Ascomycota; Eurotiomycetes; Chaetothyriales; Herpotrichiellaceae
Product: phosphatidylserine decarboxylase
Exons: 1
Coding region: 118-1797 (559 amino acids)
Biological process (GO): phosphatidylethanolamine biosynthetic process
Cellular component (GO): mitochondrion
Molecular function (GO): phosphatidylserine decarboxylase activity
Source: RefSeq, a predicted model, not a curated record
UUUCAUUUCCGUCAUAGCGAUUGAUCAAUCGACAGCGACAAGACUAUCAUUGCUCUGACUCUCAAGUCACGCUUCGACAGGAAUCCUCUUUUGCUCAUCUAUGGCCCUCUAGCAACAAUGGCUACUGCAACACGAGUAGGCAGAGCAUGCCUCUACCGCCGGUCACCCACGACUCCCAGCAUUCCCUGGCACCUGACCCGUCCUCUCUUCGAACCCGUUCCCUCAUAUCGCCAACCUCAAUUCCACAUACAACUCCGCGUCCACCAACGGCGACCAUUUACCUGCACUUCUCGACGAUGCAAAGAAGACCGACAAAACCACGAAGAGAGCUUCUCCUCACGCCUAGGCAAAGCAUGGCGAGCCACGCGUAUCGAAUGGAAACCCAUACCCAUCGGCCUGGGCAUUGGCUUCCUAGGCCUUGUCCAGUUCAUGCGCAUUCGCAACCGAGAAGGCGGCGCACAAGAGGGUCCUGGAGAGACAGACGGCAAACGGCCGCCCAAACGUGAAAGAAUAUACCCAACUGGGGGCGGCUGGCAGGUUCAAAUCAUGUCGACACUACCCUUGAAAGCCAUAUCGAGGGUCUGGGGCCGCUUCAAUGAACUUACCAUACCCUACUACCUCCGUGUCCCCGGCUUCAAGCUGUACGGCUGGAUCUUUGGCGUCAACUUCUCCGAGAUUGGCGAACCAGACCUCCACGCCUACCCGAAUCUCGCAUCUUUCUUCUACCGCGAGCUCAAGCCGGGCCUGCGCCCUCUCGACCCGAACCCCAACGCCGUCCUCUCACCAGCGGAUGCUACAGUCCUGCAAUUCGGCAACAUCGAGAAUGGCAAAGUCGAACAAGUCAAGGGCAUGACAUACAGCGUCGACGCUCUGCUCGGGAAAAUCGCACCAACUACCCCCAACCCCCAAUCACCGUCUUCUAUCUUUGCAGCUCCCAAGGACCAACAAUCCCGCCCUGAAGAUGAUCCGGAUCUCGAAGCAAAAUCCAUUCGUGCAGACGAAGAAUUCGCCAACAUGAACGGCAUUUCUUACACUCUGCCCAACCUGUUCUCAGGCACCCAAUCAUCCCCCAAAUCCCAAUCCAAGCAAGACGCAUCCACCAAAUCACUUCCCUCGUCCGAGGCCGCCGUGUCCGCUGACUUGGCCUCAACCCAGCCCUGGUGGUCCCCCUUCUCCUCUCCCUCCACCAACACCAAACUACACUACUGUGUCGUCUACCUCGCUCCCGGUGAUUACCACCGGUUUCACAGCCCCGUCAGCUGGGUGUGCUCUGCUCGUCGGCAUUUCGCAGGCGAACUAUACUCCGUCAGUCCCUAUGUCCAGCGCAUGCUGCCCGGUCUGUUCACUCUGAACGAGCGCGUCGUUCUCCUGGGGCGCUGGAAGUACGGCUUCUUCAGUUACACCGCUGUUGGGGCCACCAACGUCGGAUCCAUAGUAAUCAACUUCGACAAGGAGCUUCGCACGAACUCCCUGACCACAGACACUGAGGCGGACAGACAAGCUGCUGCAGCCGCGGAGCGGGGUGAACCGUACUCAGGUUUCAGCGAAGCAACGUACGAUAACGCGAGUAAAGUCCUCAAGGGACAUGCGCUGCGUAGGGGCGAAGAGAUGGGCGGGUUCAAGCUCGGUUCGAGUAUUGUCUUGGUCUUUGAGACUCCAGCGGGACGCAAGAAGGACAGCCUAGAUGAAGGCGCAACUGUCGACGCAGAGAGCUCCAGUGGAUUCAGAUGGAAUGUUGAGCGCGGACAAAAAGUCAAAGUCGGUCAGGCUCUGGGAUAUGUGCUUGAUGAAGAAUAAGAACAGCCACGGCCUACGGCUACAAUUCACCACGGUCCUACUCAGCCACCCACCCAUGUAUCAUCAUCAAAACGAACAUACCAUACCGACAUGUGAAAUCUCGCCCGUGAGGCGGGACGUCAUGGUACGGCUGUGGAAGACCGUUGAUGCCGUCGACCCACCACAGGACCAUCUGACCUGUACACUAUACCAAUGCAAUAUACAAUUGACCACAACGCCAUUUCGCCUUUUCACGUUCCAUUCUCCUCUUCCAGUUGCGCAAUCGGACCUCCAUGCCGGAUCGUGAAAUGACUCCCUUCACGCCGAAACAGCAAUGUCUCAGGCAAACACCGAUGGUAAAUAUGACACCAUGUUUGAAACAAGGAUUUACUGCCUGCUUCUCAUUUGCGUCAAGGUCAUAAAAGACAAAUUAUGCCCAUCAGUCGAUGCGCCGUUCUGCACUAUACAUAAACGCUUUUCAGUUUCAGACAGCCGCAAGGCCCGGAGGGCGUUAUAUUUAUAUCCACGCACUAUUGACGUUAUUUCGUCGACGUCGGUGUGAUGUGGCUGGAUGGGAGAAAGACCGACAGCAAGUAUCUAAUGGUCCAAAUCUGGGCAACUAAACCCCAAACGUCCUGUCCAUCGGAGCAAGACCAGUACCGCAGGGUACAUAGCCGCAUGGCCACAUACCCAGUAAGUUGCCCUCACUCAGUUGUCCUCGCUCUCUCUUCCGAGACGCGAUUACGGGAGAACUCCACGGCCUCCAACUCCCGUCCGCGUUCCUCAUCCUCUUCGCAUGCCGACCGUCAUAGCAUCUCACCUCGCAACCUCUCGCUAGCCUCAUGAGACUGGCUUCUCUGAGUCGGGUGAUGACGCACGCGAUUAGCCUGCGGGUCACCACAAAUGGGUGGUUGGUUGGGCGGAGGUUGGCAUGAUCUUGGGUCACGUACGAAUAACAGGGGUACCGCUUGCAUUUACGCUGGCUGUGCGCCUUGUUCUGUUUGGCCCUGGUGUGGAUUGGUUCUUGCGGUUUAUUACCAGGGAUGGCCAAACAUCGAUCAAGUCAUGAAUUCGUCGACUGCGCCAACACAAUGCUGUUACCGAAUCUCUGGCCCAGGUCCUGACUAUUGACCCGACCAAUGAAUCAACGCGGACCUCAGUAUAGUGGGGCCGGGCUUCUGGACGAACAAACUCUGGGUAUCGACCAUAUCAUGGUCGUAUGUCAACGAUUCUCUUCUUCUGUGACUACGGACCAUCAACAGUCUUGUGAUGCAGCAAGUGCACUCGUCGGCGCUCGGAUUCAUGAAAGUAUCAGACAUCUCGGACGUCCCCUCGAAGGUAGGACGUUGAUUAUACCUUUUAAGUAUAAGGGAAUCGAAGCUAACUACGAUCCCGACGACGGUCCCGACGGCGACGUGGAAGCAACAGAGUCAAUGCGCGAUGAUCACGCGAUGCUACCACUACGACCGAUGAUGCGUGGACCAGCAUCGUCGAAGCGAGAGAAAGGGGUCUGUGAAGCGCAUGGCCGUCGUGAGCUUACAAAUGUUAGCGGCGAGAGAAGUGAUAAGGCUCAAGAGAUGGCAAACAACCCUGGUAGAUAGCCCAGUUGACUCGGUUGCCGUAAGUUUAGGAUUCGACAUGACUCGGGUUUCAAACAUCGGCGGGG